CCGUUGAAAAAAAGGAUGUCCCUAAGGAAAUUGAACAAAGAAGGUUGAAUCUGAAAGAAAUGCAAGCAAAGCAGUACCCAUUCCUUGAUUCAGAUGUCUCUGGCAUAUUUGACGAUCUUAUGGAAGCAAAACUCAUUGAGUUACCUGAGAUGAAGCGUCCUGAAGAAGCUGGCAGGGUGAACGGCCCAAAAUAUUGCAAAUACCACCGUCUUGUAGGGCAUCCAAUUCAUGAUUGCUUCGUAUUCAAGGACAAGGUUAUGCAGCUAACACGCCAAGAAAAAAUCUCACUGGAAGAAAGCAGUGCAACUGCUAAUCAUAUAAGUGAAGCUUGCAAUAUGACAAAUGAGCACGAAGCUCUGCUAGAAGAAAACAAUUUGCCUGAGGUUGAAAAUCGCCAUGUUGAUAAUGAUUCCAUGAUGGUCUUUACUGAUGAAGAUCUGCUGCUUGGUUCUAAGCCUCACAACAGACCCUUGUUCGUGGCCGGAUAUGUGCAAGAGCAAAAGAUUAAUCGAAUAUUGAUUGAUGGAGGAUCAGCAGUCAACAUCUUGCCUCUUCACACGCUGAAAGAGUUAGGAAUGACUACGGAAGAACUUGGUAAUAGUCGACUGAUGAUUCAAGGCUUUAACCAAGGGGGGCAAAGAGCUCUUGGCAUCAUAAGGUUGAGGUUGCUGAUGGAGGAUAUGGAAUCAACUACUAUGUUUCAUGUCAUCGAUGCAAAAACUUCUUACAAUAUGCUUCUUGGUCGUCCAUGGCUUCAUGAGAAUGGUGUGGUUCCAUCCACAUGGCAUCAAUGCUUCAAAUAUUGCAAAAAUGGCGUUGUGAAGACUGUGCUUGGUGAUGAUAAACCUUUUACGGAGACUGAAACUCAUUUCGCUGAUGCCAAAUACUAUUUCAAUGAUGCAAAACCAGUUGAGAAA
This is a messenger RNA of Striga hermonthica, 917 nucleotides long. Lineage: Eukaryota; Viridiplantae; Streptophyta; Magnoliopsida; Lamiales; Orobanchaceae. The record is from the annotation of a GenBank genome assembly.